AUGGCCCGCAAACUGGCCUUGCUCUUGGUAUUAAUGUACUCAAUCCAAAUCCUCGCACUUCCUACUCCCUACGAAAACUCAAUCGCAUUCAAAUCCCUUGCCUCAACAUAUACCUAUAACAAGCGAUACUAUUUCCCGGAAACCUUACCCGACGAAGAUGAGCUCGCAGCAAUGUUGAAAGAGACCGCGAUGCGCGAAGCAGGCUUCAUGCCCUCGUCAAACCGAUCACCGUCGAAUCCGAAACCCAAAUCAAACCAUCAUCAAACGGUGGUGGAGACAGAGCUCCAGAAAUCACUUCCGGAUACGGAUACUGCGAUCGGCACGGAUGCAUCGGCCCAACCACAGCCGGAUUGGUACAUAAUCCAAGACACAAAGCUGAAGCAGUCCCAGUCCCUAUCCCGUCUGAAAGAAUCCGUCGUGGCCGCAAUAGCAUCAGAUGACUGCCCGAUUUAUUGGCCGUCGUUUGGAUUCUUCGUUGUCUCGGCUGCGAUCGUCUGUGUCUUUACCGUAUUGAGGGGGAUCCGCGCCAAGUGA
Penicillium expansum is the source of this 534-nucleotide messenger RNA. RefSeq lists its product as uncharacterized. The transcript has a single exon. The record is from RefSeq and is a predicted model, not a curated record. NCBI's taxonomy places the organism in Eukaryota, Fungi, Ascomycota, Eurotiomycetes, Eurotiales, Aspergillaceae. Bases 1 to 534 code for a protein of 177 amino acids.